AAGGGGAUAAAGUUAGCGAAAGAAAACCAGUCACACCUUUCGCCUCCAAAGCACAGCGACACGACGAAAAGAAGCAGAAAGGGGGAGAGCUAUGGUACUACUCCAUUGCUGCCGCACCGCAACUUCCUUCCAUUCCCUCAAAACUUUCUCCAAAACUUUUUCCAAAACCCUGACAUUUCGUCUAGCGCCUUACUAUCCAAGGCCUCUGCUCCCUCUCGUCGUUAGACCCCUUUCUGCCUCCGCCGUCCAAACUGCCGGCGCAGCCGUCACCUCCGCCACAGACGAUAGUAAAGUGGUGAAGCCUCAAUGGAAAGCAGCAAUAGAUUUCAAGUGGAUAAGGGAUAAUAAGGAGGCAGUUGCUGCUAACAUUGAGAAUAGGAAAUCCUGUGCUAAUCUGGAGCUUGUGCUGGAGCUCUAUGACAAGUUGCUCAAUGUUCAGAAGGAAGUGGAAAGGCUACGAGCUGAGAGAAAUGUAGUUGCUAACAAGAUGAAAGGAAAGCUGGAACCUUCAGAGCGCGAGAAGCUCAUAGAAGAAGGAAAGAAUUUGAAGGAAGCACUUGUGACUUUGGAAGAAGACUUGCUCAAACUUACAGAUGAGCUGCAGCAAGAAGCACAAUCGGUACCUAAUAUGACACAUCCAGAUGUUCCACUUGGAGGGGAAGAUUCUUCAACAGUCAGGAAAAUGGUUGGUAAACCUGCAGAGUUUAGCUUUGCUGUUAAAGACCACGUCCAGCUGGGAAAAGAGCUAGAUUUGUUUGAUUUUGACGCUGCUGCUGAGGUCAGUGGGUCCAAAUUCUAUUACUUGAAGAAUGAAGCAGUUAUUUUAGAGAUGGCUCUUGUAAACUGGGCAGUUUCAGAAGCCAUGAAACGAGGCUUUACACCUCUGACUACCCCAGAGAUCGUUCGGUCAUCUGUGGUGGAAAAAUGUGGAUUUCAACCCCGUGGAACAAACACUCAGGUUU
This is a messenger RNA of Nicotiana attenuata, 962 nucleotides long. Its product is annotated as serine--tRNA ligase, chloroplastic/mitochondrial. Gene Ontology annotation, cellular component: mitochondrion. The record is from RefSeq and is a predicted model, not a curated record. Lineage: Eukaryota; Viridiplantae; Streptophyta; Magnoliopsida; Solanales; Solanaceae. Gene Ontology annotation, molecular function: tRNA binding; serine-tRNA ligase activity; ATP binding. Gene Ontology annotation, biological process: mitochondrial seryl-tRNA aminoacylation.